Molecule: messenger RNA, 582 nt
Organism: Darwinula stevensoni
Lineage: Eukaryota; Metazoa; Arthropoda; Ostracoda; Podocopida; Darwinulidae
Source: the annotation of a GenBank genome assembly
AUGAAUGGGCAGCUCUCCUCCAUGGAUACCCACUUCCUCACCAAGCGAAGCAGCAUCAGCAUCUCGGCUUCUACCGUCGCCAAGUAUUUACUUGAUCUUGCCAAUUCCAAUGAAUCACUUCCAGAUAUACAGUACAAAGGUGAUGCUAGCACCGAAGGCAUGGAUGAUGAACAUGAAAGAGACAUGCACACCGUCGCAGAUACACUAAAUUGUUACUCAAGAGACCUGCAGUUUAUCGCAGUAGAAUCCGUUCUGAGGGAUUUAAGGGCUCAGAGGAUCAUUGAGCACGAUGAAUACUUCAUUAAUUUCAAGAAAAGUAAGAAGGAAAAGUUGAUGUUUCUCCUGGAAACCCUACCUCUCAGGGGAUACACUGCAUUUCGAGGAUUCAUUGAGGCUCUCCAUCGUCAUUACUCCUUCGACCUAGCAAAAAAACUGGAGCAAGAAUACAAGAACCGACUCAAGCACGAAGAUGAUGAACCUCCACACGAGUCGAAUUCCAGUGGAACAAGUGCAACCAACGAAAUGAUUUCUGCUCCCGAGAACGUGCCAACAAAUGAUACUGGGAGUAUAUCUACAUCGUAA